This is a messenger RNA of Desarmillaria tabescens, 796 nucleotides long. RefSeq lists its product as uncharacterized. The record is from RefSeq and is a predicted model, not a curated record. The transcript has a single exon. The coding region runs from base 17 to 796 and encodes 259 amino acids. Lineage: Eukaryota; Fungi; Basidiomycota; Agaricomycetes; Agaricales; Physalacriaceae.
AUGUAUCGGCCGCAAGAUGGUUUCGUUAGCCAAGUCGGUGCCAGAAUCAUUCUCCGACAUCGACAUUCUACUCGCAUAUACCCAUCCCGUCACUUCUCGCUCAGAGGGAAAGCCCGAUUAUUACGCGGAUAUCUCUUGGACUCGCAAGGAACCUCAAAUACCUGCCCUAGCUGGCCUCUGCGAGUUCUAUUUCGAGUGGGGGUUCAAAGAAUCGAUCAUCAAGCGAUUCAGAACACUCAUAUGGCCGGGGAUUGUUCUUCGCACCUUGCGUCGAUAUAUCCUUGAUGAUGACCCAGAACAGGUGUUUACACUGUUCAGUGGGGAUCACUGGCAGCCAGUUCCUGGAGAUGGGUGGAUGAAGAAGAUACACUCGCAGCGGGAGCAUCAUUCGACCGACGAAACACUCGAGUAUCGUGUCGAGAUCGAUCCUACUGCUCUGGUGAUGUUAGCAGAGGCUGGUGUGAGGGGUAUCCGACGUCACCAUGACGAGGAUAGGAAGGAGAGACCCACAGACCCCCUUCGGCUGUGGUUGCCAGCUGUGGUUGUGCGGCAGGCCAAACCAGAGCUUGUUGAAGCUUAUGAGAAGGUUACGAGGAAGGAUUCAACAAGUCAAGGACAGGACAUCAGGUGGUUCUUCCCACCUGCUGAGAAAUCCAGAACAGCGAUGACUCUGAAGGAUUCACCCGUAGCUAAUGCGGCCAUCACUCCUUCUGCACCGUCUACCUCGACGAAAGCGACACCCUCUCGGAAUACACGGCCGUUCCCAGCAUCGUUGAGGGGAGGUCCGAAAUCCUGA